CACGGCUCGGUUUGAACUGCGCAGCGGCUCCUCUGCCUUCCCAUUGGCCCGCGGAGCAGCGACUCGCAGUGACGGCGGACAGCAGCAGGUCGUGUGUGUGUUGUGUGUGUGUGUGUGUGUGUGACAGGCUGCUAGCAUCACACGCCACUUUCCGAAGGAGCUAACGCCAGCGAAGUUGACCGAAUUCGUGUCACACACAACCACCGCCGAGGAAACGCCGCCGAGCGAACGGACGCACCGCCUUCAUUGCCGAGCACGGCGAGGAUGCGCGUCCCGGCGGGAGACGGAUGAAGAUGACGUCGCUGCCACCGCUGCGGCGACUCGUGUCGGUGUGGCUCUGCGUGGCGGUGGUCUGCCGGUACCCUAGUUGCUAUGUCGGUUGCACGGAGACGCACCAAGAGGCCCAGGGGCCCGAGUCCCCACAGGACGUCAGUGCGGAGGAAGAGUCGGGAGGAAAGACUCCUCAUCAAAAGGUUGAGGAGAGCUGGGUCUCACCUUCCCGGUACUUAUCAGAAAAUGAACUGUUGUUUGAGGAUUAUCAGCAGAACGAGGAGCAGACAACAACAGAACAACAUUCAGAGGCCUUUGAAGUGAAAAGUCCAAAUGUUGAGGCAGAAGUGGAGGCAGACGGGGAAAGUCCACAGCCCAGGUCUGAACCCGAGCCGAGCUCAGAAAACAGAAAUCAUGAAACCUCUGUCAUCCAAGGGCCUGAUUCAGCUGCUCCUCUCCCAUCAUCUGACCCUGCCUCUGGUUUUUCUGCUGAGCCUAAAGACAAUCCCAGCAUCCUCAACCCUCAAGACAACUUCCCAAAUAGUGUUUUAGAUGAUGCGUCUGAUGUAGCUGCACCUGAGGUCCUUGAAUCUGACCUUCCUCCUGCUGUCUGUGAAGAAGAACAAGAAGAAGAAGAAGACAAUCCAUAUGACAACGAUAGCAGUCCGCCUAUGGUUCUGGAGAACUCUUCCAAUGCUCACGCCGCAGGUACUAAAAGCCACACUGAUCCCCCGCUGACAUCCUCAGUCGGCCAGAGUGCACAGCAGCCGGAGGCCAACAUGUCACAUGCGCUUGAUGAGCAGGGCCUGAGCUCCUCCGUCACCACAGACACAGAUUCCGGUGUGAGUGGCAAAGAUCCCGAGGAAAUCCCCACUUUUGAUGAGUGGAAGCGGAAGAUGAUGGAGGUGGAGAACGAGAAGACUCAGUCAACUCACACCUCUAACAAUGGUGGCAUUCAUACGCUGAAGAAGGCCCAGAAGAACUUCAAUAACUAUGCCUCAGUCGAAUGUGGAGCCAAGAUCCUCGGUUCUAACCCAGAGGCCAAGAGCACUUCAGCCAUACUGAUGGAGAACAUGGACAUGUACAUGUUAAACCCCUGUAGUAACAAGAUCUGGUUCAUCAUUGAGCUCUGUGAGCCCAUCCAGCUGAAGCAGCUGGACAUUGCCAACUUUGAACUCUUUUCCUCCACUCCCAAAGACUUCCUGGUCUCCGUUAGUGACAGAUACCCAACAAAUAAGUGGUUAAAGCUGGGAACCUUUCAUGGCCGGGAUGAACGGACAGUCCAGAGCUUCCCAUUAGACGAGCAUCUGUAUGCUAAAUAUGUGAAGAUGUUCACCAAGUACAUAAAGGUGGAGCUGGUCUCUCACUUUGGCUCUGAACAUUUCUGUCCUCUCAGUCUCAUAAGAGUUUUUGGCACGAGCAUGGUGGAAGAGUACGAGCAGAUUGCAGAUCCCACUGAAAGACCAGAGGAUCAGGAUGACGACCUGGAUUAUCCCUCUGGAUACGCACCCGGUGAAGUCAAGUUGUCCAAGAACCUGAUCGGAUCAGCAAAAGAUGUCAUUUUGAACAUGGUCAAUAAUAUUGCCGUCAAUGUUCUCGGUGGAGGCCCAGAGAUGCAAGUCAAUGUUUCAUCCGAAGACGUGAACGUGACCGAUCCAUCAGCGCUGCUGGAAAUCCCAACUCAAACCACCACGACAGAUCUUACCUCAGUUCCAGACUCUGAAGAGGUAGACAUUAUACCAGACCCUGAGAUCCCUGAAACUAGAGCACCCUCUUCAGAGAUCCCCAUGUCGGAGACACCUGAUACGGAUACUUACCAACGAGAGCUCCCCCCAGUGUUGGAACAAAACCUUCAACCUUUAGAGAAAGAUCAGGAAGAACCAAUCAGCUCCACAAUCGUCCUUUUAGAUACGGAGGAGGAGGAGGAGUCUGAUGAAGAGAAAAUGGAUCAUCACAAGCGACGAGAUAAUCAGUAUUACUGCGCACUUCUUCCUUCAUUUUCUUCUUCGUGCUCUUGUGCCGCUUCCCUCCAGGAAAACCUCAUUCAGCAGUGUUCGGCCCUGCUGUCCAAAAAGAGGAAAUGCCAAACAACGGACAUAAAGCAAAAGCCUCCUUCUAUAACACCCACUUGGCAACAACCCCUGUCCCCCUCCGCCGGCCCCGAGCCUCAGCUGCACCACAGCGAGGUACAUGAGAAGGAACAUGCUUCUGAGCAGGAGCCAGCGACUGGAGGCAGCUCAUCAGAAGAAACGCAGCCUCCAGGCAACACGAUAGAAUCUCACAAAGAGUCCACGUCCGAACCUCCUCCGCUGGAGCCCAGUCAAACCUCGAUCCUCCCCGAACCCAGUGCCACCGAUUCAUCUGCCGCCAAACCUACUCUCAUUGUCGAAACUCCACAGCUGCCUUCUGAGGAAAUGGCCAAGGAGCAAAGGCCAGAGAAGAGCCCGGAUGUGCCGGCUGUAGAGAAGCACACUGAGCCUUCAGUCUCUGUCGGUGGCUCCAUCCACGUGAAAACCAGUGUCAGUGCCACGGUUAGCGAUGCCGCAGUGGAACCAACUGAGGAGAAGCCUAAUGUCGACGUAGCUCAGUUAGAAUCAAUGACCCCUGUCCUCAUCCCAGAUAGGACGGAUCAGACCCGGGUUCUGCCUCCUACCACGUCCCUUCAUUCAGAACACCACCCCGACCCACCAGCUGUACCUAAAAGUGGCCUGGCUUCCACCGGGCCGCUCCAACCGGCUCCAGACGGCGUCACAGAACUUGAGCCCCCCGCCGGCCUGGCGGUCCUCACCGAAACCAAAACGGAGGAUCUCACAGAAGACGUCUCCACAUCAUUGGUCGGCAGCGGUCAACUGCCUCUCCCCUCUUCUCCUCCUCCUCCUCCUCCUCCCUCAGCGUCCCUCUCAGACAUCUACGCAGAGAGCCCUAACAUCGUAGAGCAGAAUGGCAACCUGGUGCAUGGCUCUGGCCAGAAGGAGUCGGUGUUCAUGCGACUCAACAACCGCAUCAAGGCCCUGGAGAUGAACAUGUCGCUCAGCGGACGCUACCUGGAGCAGCUGAGUCAGAGGUAUCGAAAGCAAAUGGAGGAGAUGCAGAAGGCUUUCAACACAACCAUCAUCAAACUCCAGAACACCUCUAGAAUAGCAGAGGAGCAGGACCUGCGUCAGACUGAGUCCAUUCAGUUGCUGCAGGGCCAGCUGGAGAAUGUGACUCAGCUGGUUCUCAACCUGUCUGACCGAGUGAGCCAGCUGCAGGAUGAGGUGUCAGACAGACAGAACUACCUACUGCUGUCUCUGCUGCUGUGUCUGUGUCUCGGCGUGUUGCUGUGCACCAACCACUGCCGCAUCGCCACUGUUCCUCCGGCCGCGGAACCGGAGCCGCCCAUACCCAAGAGCUACACCUACUGCUGCCCCGAAAGGCAGUUCUCCUCCGGUGACGAAAUGGGUCUGAAGAGGAGUGCGUCCUAUCCACUGAUACACUCUGAGUCAUUCCAGUUAGCCACCACUGAAGGCCCAGAGGACACGCAGAGUCUUUGUCCAGCUAACAGAAAGAGGCGACGUCGUAAGAUAAAACCCACAGACAAGGUGGAGACUCUAAAACCCUCUUUCCACGCCGCUUCAGAACUGAGCAACGGAGUGGUCGUGUGUAACGGUGGUGUGCCCGUCACCCGUCACCCUACACCCUUCACAAACAGGUUUCUUCAGCCACUCUUCAGAGACUCGCUGUCGGAGGGGAGCUCGGAGGGGUCUUCGCAUUCAGACGACCCUUCCUUCUGUGGCAUCACCACGGCCUGCUCGCGAAUCUGUGAUGGCUUCCCGCCGCCCAAGAGCCGGGCGGAGAAACGGGCACUGAGGCGCCGGCGUCCCAAGCCCGGCUGCGCCAUGGUGGACUUACUUCAAGUCCCACAGCGGGAUAAGAGGGAGCCGCUGGCCAUCUCCACCAUACAGGACAUCAUGAACAGAAAAACAGAGAAAGGCUCUGGGACGUUCGGGGUGAAUGUUUCCCUCACAGGUCCUGUCUGACACAAGAAAAGAUGCUCCACUCCUUCUCGCUGACUGCAAAACUCUUCCUAAAAGAUGACGGGCUUUCAUUUCUGUAGCCACAGGCAGCUAUGAGACUGUCCUCUUCACUCUCACUGUUCACUUUUGUUUUUUGUUCACGUUCCCUGCUCCAUUAUUGUCAGACCUUUUGUAUUUAUUAUACUUUGAGACAAAGAAAAUGUCUUCCCGGCUUUCAAUUAAAGCUCUUCUUCUGUUUGGAAAUACUGACUGUGACCAUUGACCUAAAACAACAGAAAGGACUGAACAGAGGGUUUGUUUUCCUACACACUGCGGACGUUGAACAUCAUUAUGUUGAAGACAUUUUGUCUCUUCAAAACAUCUAUCUCAUGCUGUGUGUUAUGUUUUUCGAUAGAUGACAGUGAAUUUGCAAAUAUUCUAUUUGAAAAAAUAAUGCUUCAUUAUGUAAAUUUUUUUCAACCUUUAAAAAGGUGAAAUGUGUGACAGUUGCAGCUGUGCACACAAGCGAAGAGGACAGCACACACUUACAUGCAGGUCGACAUUAAUUUAUUCAUGAGACGGUAACAAAAAAUGCAGCACUUUUUUCACCAGGGUCUGCGUGUAGCAGGACCCCACUCCGGUAACCUCCUCUUUUGUAAGUGUGUCGCUGCUCUGUGCAGCAGGGGGCAGUGUAAUCUUUGUGUAAAAACCUUCAGUGGUUGUUUUUUUUUUUUGAUCUAUCAUCGCCAUCAGUUUCCAUGUGAUGACUCAUUACUCAGGAUGGAAGUAAAUUACUUCAAGGGCUAACUCUGCUCUCCACCGCGCCAGCUCAUUUGCCUUUGUCUGGGUUUUUUUUGGUUUUUUUCCUUCUGCCGCUGCCGAAGCUGCUUUGUCCUUAUUAUCCUGUUUGUGUUCCGUUAUCACGUGUUUUUGUUCGAGUGAAACAAGGAAUAUCCCAGCUAAAUGUGCCAGCUGUGUUGUGCAGGGUUCAUUUGAAGUCUUUUUUUAAUGUUAAAAAAAGAAAAAAACACUCACAAUGAAAAUGUGUGUGAAGAUGGGAUUCAUUUUUUUGUGAUGUGCAGCCUCAACCAAAAGCAUUUAUCAUACAGCUCCAGCUGCGUUUUUCAAGUAUAAAAACGGGAUUAAUUCUAUUUGCUUUUACACACACACACACGAUCCCUCGCUGUGGUCAGAGCGGAGCGGUGGAUGUGAGAAAUUAGGUUAAAACCUCUUUAUUCAUCUGACCCGGUUGGGUUAUAGCAGGAGCCUUUCAGAGAUAAGCGUGCCUGAUGCUCUUCUCCCCCCCCCCUUCAUUUUGCUAACAGAAUUCCUAGGUUUCUCUUUUGCGGUGCGUCGUCCCAGAGAUUAUCUGUAAAUGCGGCGCCGCAAUCCUCUUUUCUCAGGCACUCUGCUUUUAUCUGAGGUCUGGUGUAGACUGAAAUAUUCUCAGUAUGCCGUUGUGUAUGCUUUUCAUUUUGGCAUACAGGUGUCUACUUUCUACUUUCCUGUUGGCUUGUGCACUCACUCUCGCCUGACUCCUUUUGAAAGGCCUACUGGCAGAAUCUACCCUCUAAUUUAUCUGCUACUUCCUACUCCACCAAUUGUACGUAAAGGUCGCUGUUCUCAUCAUGGAGCAAAGUACCGCUCAACCUGUGGAAACGGUUGUGCGAUGUCUUGUUUAAGAUAAUCCUGCAGCCGACCUUUCUCCUCUCCCUCAUUUGUCGUCUUGUAUGUUUAUGUUGAAAAGAUUCGCAAAACUGGCACAGAAACAAUCUUUAGCUCAGUUUGUGCCAUCCCAGGCAAAUUUCAGUCUUGCCCUUAUAUUAUGUCAGAACUCACUGUGACAGAAUCCUGGUUACGUUGUUUUUGGGCUAGGAUACUGAAAAGAAAAAGCUUUAUAAAUGAGAAUCUAUGGUACAAACUAUAGGAGCAUGUGGCAUAGACAGAUGUGGGCAUUUUACAAGGCAGAUAAAUGCUGCAUUCCAUUACUCCUCGGAGCGCGGAAGUCGGGUGGUGAAUUUUGCUGCGUUCCCAUUGUUCUCUGGACCGAACGACCUCCGACUCGGAGAAGUGCAAUGGAACGGCCUUUUCGAGUCGGGAUUCCAAAUCGGAACCACGGGCAAGAUCCAAUGUCGACGCAGUCGGUAGAGUUAUUGACGCUGUCCUGCAUUAUGUUAUAACUAACCUGUUUAUCAUACACAGUUUUGAGCUGUGUGGUACGUUAACUGAAUGAGCGAGACAAUCAUCAUCAGUACAUGCUUCUGAUGUUCGGAGGGUUGCCAAACAAAAACAGGAGUUUCCUGCUGGCAUCCAUGUUGUCCGAGCAGAUGCACUGGAAAGCGUUUACGUAGAUUGGAAGCCGGAAAAACACGACAAAGAAUUAUCGACUUCCGACUUGCAAUCCUUGAAUUUCUGUCAUUCCGAGAUUAUAACGGAACGAUAACACGUUCAAUGCAAGGCAAUAGGUCGAACAAAAGGAUGCUGAUGGUUGCUUUAUGGGCAAAUGUAGUAUCCAAAGUCUUGGUAGCUACGACUCAAUUUACCCAAAAUAUCGGCGCUGCUUUUGCUUAUUUUAGUCUGUCUUUUUUUUUUUUUCAAUCUGUCAAUUACUUGUAGUAUUAAGUAUAUUUCAGUACGUUUCAUGCGGCGUUAACAGAAAUGAUUGUUGAAUUAUAAGACUCUGACGUUCUCGGUGUUGUUAAGCCGACCCGGUUCACUCACGUGUGAAGCCUUGGAGAGUGCCGGCUCUCGUUGGCCCUCAAUGCUCACCUGUCCUUUCAAAGGGCACACUCCAACCUUCACUUGCUCUUUCCAUCAUUCCAUUACUCGCUUUCCACUUUGAUUCACUUUUUCUCCACACUUGGCUAUUGAUUGACUCACACAUAUUUUUCUCGCCCCACUGCUCUCACCCUCCUCCUCCCUAUACCUCUCUCCUCUUUUCCUCUCACCAUGCACACUCCUCUCUCUCUCUGCAGGAUCCCGCCAGUGUGAAUGCGUGUGAUUGGAGGAGAAUAAUCCUCCGAGUGCUUUGCUCUCUCAGAUUUCUUUUUGGGUGAAUGGGGAGCAGAGGGGGUGUUUCUUUGAUGUUCUGCGGAUACCAUUUGAGGCCGCGGCAUUAAAUGCGGAUUUACAAUUUCUGUCAUAGAUUCUCCCAUCCCCUCCCGCCGCCAUCUUCACGGGUUGCUAUUGCUCAUUUCCUUCUUUUUCCUUUAAUUGCACCACUCGAUUUUUCCCGCGACCCAAUUUGCUGCACUGUCGUUGGGCAUCCCACCGCCGGACACACUGUGUGGUGGCUGGUAAUUUAGGAGCAGUUGAGUCUCCUUCGUGGUCGGGGCAGCAGUGGCUUUUUCUGACGGGGGCGUUUAGCAGCGUGCUUAGCAAGAGGCCGAUAAGACGUUGGCAGCCACUUGAAAUCAAUUCGGGCCAUAUGCCUCCACCCUGAGCACUCACACUGCCACAGAAGUCCCGCUCCCCUUGAUUAAGCCCCGGCGCGCAGUAGCCGCUGAAGCAGCCAAUUCAAAAAGGCUGCAGCAGACAUGCCAUAUUUGAUAGGCCUCUGGUUGGAGAUGUGUGUGUGUGUGUGUGUAUGAAUAACAGUCAGCUCCAGGGAAGCUUCUGCCUAAUGUUUCAUGCGCUUCAUUUCCUCCGCGAUUCUCUGUCGUCUGAGAUUCGCUGCUGUCCGAUGCGAGCGCACAGGAACACGAGGUGUUCCCCGUGAUCGUGGCCCGUCCGACACAGGAGCCCGGGGGCCACUGAUAGAUACGCUUUCACAUACACAUUCAUACAUUCUGCAUUCUCGGGGUGGGGGUUCAGACGUAGACAUACAAUAUUGAGUCCACAGUCACUGGGUCGCGCCGUUUUCUGUCUCACGCGAAGCCCACACGAGUGAGACACAGCUGAGACACGCGCGUUCGCACAGAUGAGAUGUGACAUGUUGACUAAAUACAGGAGAGGAUGCACACCAUUCAGCCCAGAGUGAAGCAUGAUCAUGCAUGACGUGCACAUUCGGGGACGCACGUAGCCUAACCUUUUCCCUCGCUGAUGAGUGAGUCACAACCCAGAUGCCAAAGGUGACCUUACACGGUUGCGUGCCUCCGACCGUAUGGAGUCAAACUCCACGCUUCCAGACUGUAGGAGCCAUAUCUCACAAUGGUUCUUUAUUGUUUAUUAAUCUCAUGUCAUUCUGAAUCUUUUUCAUAUUUGUCCUUUUCAGCUGAAUUAUUUGUGAACCUUCCAUGAAAGAUUGAGCAGCAUUGUACAUAUCGGAGUAGACGCACCUGAUCUUGACCGUCACACACACACACACACACACACACACACACACACACACACACACACACACACACAUACACACACACACACACUAGACUGUGUUCAUUUGAUAACAUACAGUGUGGAAAUGACGACUAUUAUUAUGAAUUCAUGGCGGAUUCCUAGUUAAAAUUUAAAACUGAGAUACACGCUCUACUACAUACAUGGGAGAGCAUGGAAAUGUGAGUUAAUGUAAAGUAAUCAUAAAAUAAAGAAAGGUUCCUUCUGAGAGUUCA
Scophthalmus maximus (turbot) is the source of this 8812-nucleotide messenger RNA. RefSeq names its product SUN domain-containing ossification factor-like. The transcript is spliced from 24 exons. Gene Ontology annotation, cellular component: cytoplasm; membrane. NCBI's taxonomy places the organism in Eukaryota, Metazoa, Chordata, Actinopteri, Pleuronectiformes, Scophthalmidae. Gene Ontology annotation, biological process: regulation of bone remodeling; protein folding in endoplasmic reticulum. The record is from RefSeq and is a predicted model, not a curated record. The coding region runs from base 288 to 4289 and encodes 1333 amino acids.